Molecule: messenger RNA, 2760 nt
Organism: Salvia splendens (bonfire salvia)
Lineage: Eukaryota; Viridiplantae; Streptophyta; Magnoliopsida; Lamiales; Lamiaceae
Product: probable lipid II flippase MurJ
Exons: 16
Coding region: 1166-2461 (431 amino acids)
Source: RefSeq, a predicted model, not a curated record
UUGAACGGUUUAACAUAUGAACAAGCGAACCGGCUCGGGUUACAGCUGCCAAUAUGAGCGCCGGCAGCCUGGGUUAAUUCAUUUUGUCUCUGCGCAUUUUGGCGCCAACCAGUAUAAAACACGCCGCCAUUCUCUCGCAUUGAAACUCACUCAAUUUCAACUCAAAUCAGAAAUGAUCAAAGCGCGAAUUGCGUUCGAUCUUAGUUUUCCCACCGAUUCUCCGCUCCAGAAUCCGCCCUCGCCGAUUGGCCGCCCGUCACUGCGGUUCUCGCAGGCGGAAGCAUCUCCUCGCCGAUUCAGAGGAAUUCAAAUCGCAUUUCGCGCGGAGAAGUCGCUUAGUUCUUCGCCGCACAAGGAUGACUUCUCGCAUGCUCAAGUCGUAGUACCAACAGGUGAUAAAUCAGUGAGUGCUGCUACGUUGGUAGGCGUGGCUACUCUUGUGAGCAAGAUUUUGGGAUUGCUUAGAGAGGUCAUAAUGGCUUCAGUUUUUGGUGUUGGCCCUGUUGCCACCGCUUUCAAGUAUUGUACUUUUGAUAAAUCUAAGUGUGUUUACUCAGUAUAUAUCAGUUGAGGAUUUUGUUAAUAUUGCGUGGAAUGAACUUUAUUUGCUUUGAACUUUGAUGGUGAUAUUUCAGGUAUGCCUGGGUUUUGCCUGGUUUCUCAUCAUCGCUUCUUGGUGGUUUGUUGUUGUUUCAAAGUUGUUCGGUCUUAAAUGAUCAUGUGAAAUUUCUUGGUCUUAUUACCUCUUUUGAAUUGCUGUUUAUUUGAAUCAGAUAUCAUUGAAUUUUGCAUGGAUGGGAAUUUCAAAUGUCAAGGGAUUUAAUCAGAUAUCAUUGAAUUGCUGCUUAUUUGAAUACAGUGUGGAUGUGAAGCGCAUGCCUUUGUGACCUUAGUGCAUGAGAGUGGCAAGGGAUGAAUUUCAAAUGAUUAUUGAUUAGUUUUCCCUUAUCAGGAUUUAACAAUGGCUUGAUUUUAAAUCUAUCUUUGGGUCAUUAAAUAUAAAUGGAUUAUUAUAAAUGUGUACGGGAAAGUCAUAAGGGAUCUGGGAAAGUUCAACUAUAAUGCCUGGUAGAUUUUCAUUCUCCAUACAGAUAUGCAAAUACCACCAACUAUUUCUGACUGACCUUUUUUCUAUGCAGGUGUAAAUGGCCCUAUACAUAUUAUCAUGUCUACUACUUUAAGUAAACUGCCAGAGGAGCGAGGAAAGAAGCUAUUUCAGCAUCUGACCACCAUUAUGUUUCUGGUAGGGGGUGUUGUGGGUGCUUUUGUUUAUAUCUUCCCAGAUUUUGUAGUUCAAAUUUAUGCACCAGGUUUGUGGAUAAUGGCUGAAGGUCAAAUCAUAAGGGAAAUAGCUAUCAAGCAGCUUAAAAUGAUGACGCCAUGCAUAGUCCUUGCAGGUCCUGUUGGACUUGGCUUUGGAUACAUGAGUGCACAAGGAAAUGAUGUUCUCCCUUGCAUUAGCCCCGCUUUGUCCAGCUCACUCGUGAUUGCUAGUGUAAGUGAUGACAUUGAACUAUUUCUCUUUCUUGCCUGGGCAUGCUAUCCAAAUUAUGUCUAUACAGGAUCUAGUAAUACUAACAAACACUUGCAGUGUCUCGUUUGUGCUCUUACCAGCAGAUUGAAUGGCUAUUUUUCUGCCGGUCUCUCAUAUGCCUAUCUUUUGGUCAUAGCACCACUGGGUGCUCUUUCAAGUAUCACUGUACUACCUCUUGUGCCUAAGUUUUCCAAACCAGUGAAGACGUCAUCAUGGGAAAGCUUGGCCAACGAUCUAGAAAGAGCUCUGCUGCUUUGCAUGGUACUUCUCUUGCCCAUUUUUUCAGUUAUGCGUAGCUUGGUUGAGCCAAUCAUCCAUAUCUUGUUUGAACGUUGUGAAUUUGAUUCUUCAGCUAGUGCUCUAGUAUCCAGUCUCUUCCUGGCUUAUUCUCUUGGUACACCUUUUUUCAUCGCUAAAGACUUGCUGGUAGCAGUUUUCUACGCCCUUGGAGAUGGAAAGCGUCCUUUUCUAGUGAGCGCAGGUGCCGUUGCUUUGAAUGCGGUUCUGGAUUGGCUUUCAGUUUCUAGAUUCAAUCUUGGAGCAAAGGGACUGGCACUGUCAACAUCCUUUACAGCUGCUCUGUCCGUUUUAAUCUUGUUUCAUCUCCUUAAGAGGAAGCUCUCCGGACUUUCAAGUUAUGCUGCAAUGAUUUAUCCUACUACACUGCUACUGAUUUGCUGCAUCACAUCAAACAUAACCACCUCCGUUGCCUACAACCUUAUGCACGUGUCAGUGGCUUCCACCUUACUUUCAAGGUACAAUCUGAUGAUGGAGCUAUUCACUCUAUUGAUGGCUGGUGCUUUUGGACUUAUUGGCUUCUUCGUUCCGGCUGUACUCCUACACCUGUGUGGAUUUGAGCUGGCGCGAGAUUUGUAUAGAAUGCUGAUUAUGCCGCAAUCUCUCACACCAAUGACAAAGUCAUUCUGAUUCAGAGGAGAUGCAGGCAUAUUUGGGAUGGGAUAUACAGGUGUCCGAUAACCUCAGAGGCUCUGAGCUACUCUCUGGCCCACCAACGGCUUGUGCUAAAUUGUAUGUAUUGAGUUGGGAUGGAUUCAAGAGUUUUUUGGGUGGACAUGUCUUCUGUCUUUGCAGGCAGAAACAUUAAUGGAGUUGGAAACUCACCUUUACACAGCCAAUGCUGGCUAAUAACUGUAAUCAAAAUGUUUUAGGGUGACAGCAGGUAACCUUUUUUUUUUAAAGUGAAAUAGUAUAAAUCUGAGCAGUAA